CAGAGUCUAUUUGCAGUUUUGCUAAAGGCUGUCUGCCUUAGGGGGCAUAUCACAAGGACUGAUUGCUAGAGUCUUUCUGCACAAUACAAAUUGAUUGAGAAUAGAAAACAUAAAAAAAGACUUUGGAUAUCUUAUUUGCAACUUCAUCUCUUAACAGACUGAACAAUGGCUGAGAGUGGACCUCAGGUAGAUCCCAGAGAAGAGUCUGCUGUAGACGAAUUCAGUGACAUCAUCAAAAACAGAUCUGAUGAAAGAGAAGAUGUUCAGAGGAAGACUUUCACAAAAUGGAUAAAUGCUCAGUUUGCAAAGUUUGGGAAACAUCCAAUUGAAGAUCUGUUCGCUGACCUUCAAGAUGGAAGAAGACUUCUGGAUCUUCUUGAAGGUCUUACGGGACAAAAGCUGGUAAAAGAAAAAGGCUCCACAAGGGUUCACGCUCUAAACAAUGUCAACAAAGCACUGCAAAUCUUGCAAAAAAAUAAUGUUGAUUUGGUAAAUAUUGGCAGCUCUGACAUAGUGGAUGGGAAUCACAAGCUAACCCUUGGCUUAAUCUGGAGCAUAAUACUACAUUGGCAGGUGAAGAAUGUAAUGAAAGAAAUUAUGGCCAACUUGCAACAAACUAACAGUGAAAAAAUCUUACUUAGCUGGGUCCGCCAAUCAACUCGCAAUUACCCACAAGUCAACGUUAUCAAUUUCACCAGCAGUUGGUCUGAUGGAUUGGCUUUUAAUGCACUUAUCCACAGUCACAGACCAGAUUUAUUUGAGUGGAACAGCGUACUUUGCCAAGAAUCUGCAUUACAAAGGCUGGAUCAUGCAUUUAACACUGCCCAGCAACACCUGGGAAUUGCAAAUCUCCUUGAUCCUGAUGAUAUUGCAACUGCCCAUCCUGACAAGAAAUCCAUCUUAAUGUAUGUUACAUCACUCUUUCAAGUUCUGCCACAAAAAGUUUCCAUUGAAUCCCUUCGAGAAGUGGACACAUUACCUCGCCACAUGGUCACUCAAGAGCAAGUCAAACCUUAUGAUCAUCAGCAUUUCACCCAGCAAAUUACUGUCAAUGUAGCACAGGGAAGUGUGCACAGCCCUUCACCUCCUCCUUCUAAACCUCGCUUCAAAAGCUAUGCCUACACACAAGCUGCUUAUGUCAUGUACCCUGACCAAAAAAGGAGGCCAUUCCCUCCACAGCACAUCGAAGGCUUUGAUGACAGAACAAUUGGCUCUUUACUCAUGGAACCAGAAGUGGAUUUAGAAUGUUACCAAUCUUCACUGGAAGAAGUAUUAUCCUGGCUCCUCUCUGCUGAGGAUGUUUUACAAAGUCAUGGGGUCAUUUCUGGUGACGUUGAAAAAGUGAAAGAACAGUUUCACACUCAUGAGAACUUUAUGAUGGAAUUAACAUCUCAUCAGGGAAAUGUUGGUAAUGUUUUGCAAGCUGGAAGUCGAUUGUUGAAUUCUGGGAAGCUUUCAGAUGAUGAAGAAAAUGAAAUUCAAGAACAGUUGAAUCUUCUUAAUUCCAGAUGGGAAAGUCUACGAUUGGCAAGCAUGGAUAGACAAAGCAAUUUGCAUAAAGCGCUAAUGGACCUCCAAAAUCAGCAGUUACAGCAGUUAAGCGAUUGGCUCUUACAAACAGAAAAACGCACAAAGAAAAUGGAUUCUGAACUUCUAGGCCCUGAUUUUGAAGAUCUGAAACGUCAACUUGAAGAGCAUAAGACCUUGCAAGACGACCUGGAGCAAGAGCAAAUUCGAGUCAAUUCUCUGACCCAUAUGGUAGUUGUUGUGGAUGAAAGUAGUGGAGAUAAAGUUACAGCUGCAUUAGAAGAUCAGCUGCAGCACCUGGGUGACCGCUGGGCUGCCAUAUGCAGAUGGACUGAGGAUAGAUGGACGCUUCUGCAGGAUGUUCUUCUGAAGUGGCAGCAUUUUGCUGAGGAACAGUGCAUAUUUGAUGCCUGGCUUACGGAAAAAGAAGAAACAGUUAGCAGCAUACAAACUACAGGUUUUGCAGAUCAGAAUGAAAUGCUUACCAACCUAAGAAAGUUAGCGCUUCUUAAAGGAGAGCUAGAAUUAAAAAAGAAGACGUUGGAUUCCUUUCACUCCCUAAGCCAGGACCUCCUUUCUGCCGUAAAAAAUAAGGCUGUUUCUCAGAAAAAUGAGGCAAGACUAGAAAACUUUACUCAGAGAUUGGAUCAUCUUAUGCAGAAGCUGGAGAACAGUUCCAAACAGAUUUCACAGGCUGUCACCACCACUCAGACAUCACUAACACAGAGAACGGUAAUGGAAAGUGUAACUAUGGUGACCACCAGAGAGCAAAUCCUUGUUAAGCAUGCUAAGGACGAACUCCCUCCUCCUCCCCCUCAGAAGAAGAGACAGAUCCUUGUGGAUACAGAACUUAGAAAAAGAUUUGAUGUGGAUUUAACAGAACUUCAUAGCUGGAUGACACGAUCUGAAGCACUUCUGCAAAGCUCUGAAUUUGCAAUCUUCAGAAAAGAAGGAGACUUCACUGACCUCACAAAGAAAGUUAAAGCCAUAGAGAGAGAAAAGCCAGAAAAGAAUAGAAAGUUGCAAGAUGCCAACAGAAAUGCACAAGCACUGGAGGAGCAGAUGCUGAAUGAUGGUUUGAAUGUAGACAAUAUCAAGCAGGCCUCCCAACAUCUGAACAGUCGUUGGACUGACUUAUGUCAGCUACUGAGUGAAAGACUUUCAUGGCUGGAUUAUCAGAACAGCAUUGUUGCUUUUUACUCCAAAUUACAUCACUUGGAACAAGCAGUGAUUUCUGCAGAGAACUGGCUAAAAGCACAAAGUACAUCAGUUGCAAAGGCAGACACAGUCAAAAUACACUUAGAGAAGUGCAAGGGUGAAGUUGCCCGUCUGUCUGCGCUCAAACCUGAAAUUGGAUCCUUACAAGUUCAGGGACGAGCACUGCAAGAAAAGGAACACAGUCCAAUGUUUUUAGAAGCAGAUGUAGCAGCUUUUCUUAACCAUUAUAAUCAAGUUCUUUCCAACUUACAAUCACGAGAAACACAGCUUCAGAACAUUCUAGACAGUUUACCUCCAACACAGUACAAGGAGAAAAUGAGCACUAUCCUUCUGUGGAUCCAGCAGUCUGAAACCAAACUUGCUAUACCUCAGGUCACUGUCACUGAUUGUGAUAUCAUGGAACACAGACUCAGGGAGCUAAAGGCCUUACAAAGUUCCCUGCUGGAGCAUCAGGCUGACAUGAAUUAUCUCAGUAAAACUGCAAAAGAUUUAUCCAGCAAAGCGCCUGCUGAUGUCAAACAGAAAUAUCUGUCGGAAAUUGACCAAGCUGAAAGCCGCUGGAAGACAUUAUCAAAUCAGCUAGUGGGACAAUCACAAAAACUUGAAGAGCUACUUAGUAAACAUAAACAGUUCCAGAAUGAUAUUAAAACCCUAAAAAAAUGGAUGGCCGAAGUCAAUGUUUUCAUUAAUGAAGAAUGGCCGGCACUUGGAGAUGCUGAAGCUCUUGAGAAACAGCUAGAACAGUGUAAUGCUUUGGUAAAUGAUAUCAAGACGAUACAGCCAAGUUUGAACAGUAUUAAUGAUGUGGGACAAAAUCUGAUGACUAAAGCAGAACCACUCUAUUCCACAAAGCUAGAAAUGGACCUGAAAAAUCUAAAUGAACAAUGGGAUCACAUAUGCAAACAGGCCUACGUGAAACAAGAAGCUCUAAAACGUGGCUUAGAUAAGACAGUGAGUAUACGAAAAGAUUUGUCAGAGAUGCAAGAAUGGAUUCAACAAGCUGAGGAAGAGUAUUUGGAAAGAGAUUUUGAAUACAAAACACCAGACGAAUUGCAAAAAGCACUUGAAGAGCUCAAGAGGGCAAGAGAAGAAGCGGCACAGAAGAAAGAUAAAGUUAAUCUACUGACAGACUCUGUGAACAACUUUAUAGCAAGAGCUCCCCCUACAGCCCAUGAAGCCUUAAAGAAAGAACUUGCUGUUCUAGUCACCAAUUAUGAGAGACUUUGCAGCAGAUUGACUGGAAAGUGUGAAACACUUGAGGAGGUUUGGUCGUGUUGGCAUGAACUAUUAUCAUAUUUAGAAGCUGAAAACCAAUGGCUUGAUGAUGUUGAGAGAAAGUUGAAAGCAACAGAGAAUAUCAAAGGAGGACCAGACGAGAUCACAGAAACUCUAAGUUCCAUUGGAAAAAUUAUGAAACAUCCGGAAGACAAUCGGAACCAGAUUAAGGAAUUGGCUCAGACACUGACCGAUGGAAGAGUGCUGGAUGAACUGAUUAAUGAGAAAUUGGAGACUUUCAAUACACGUUGGGAAGAAGUACAACAAGAGGCUGUGAGGAGACAAAAGGUUCUUGAACAAAGUAUUCAGUCUGCCCAGGAGACUGACAAAGCUAUCCGCUUAAUUCAAGAGUCCCUCAGCACCACAGACAGACAGUUAACUGCCUACAUCGCAGACAGAGUUGAUGCCGCUCAGGUUCCCCAGGAAGCACAGAAAAUACAGAGUGAUUUAAUGAGCCACGAGAUAAGCUUAGAGGAAAUGAAAAAAAGGAACCUGGAAAAGGAAAUGCCUAAAAAGGUGCUAACACAGAUUGACAUAGCCCAGAAAAAACUGCAGGAAGUAUCUACAAAGUUUCGAUUGUUCCAGAAACCGGCCAAUUUUGAGCAACGUCUCUUAGAAUCUAAGAGAAUUCUAGAUGAGGUAAAAGUUGACUUGCCUGUUUUAGAGAUGAAGAAUUUUGAACAGGAAUUGGUUCAAACACAGCUUGAUCAUUGUAUGAAAAUGUAUAAAAUUUUGAGUGAAGUGAAAUCAGAAGUAGAAACAGUGAUAAAAACUGGUCGCCAGAUUGUUCAGAAACAGCAAACCGAGAAUCCCAAAGACCUGGAUGAAAGACUUACUGCAUUAAAGGUUGAAUACAAUGAACUUGGAGCAAAGGUAACAGAAGGAAAGCAAACCUUGGAGAAAUGUUUAAAACUUUCUCGGAAACUAAGAAAAGAAAUGAAUAACUUGACAGAAUGGUUAGCUACGAUAGAUGCAGAAGUUACAAAGCGAUCAGCAGAGGAGGGUAUACCUAUUAAUCUGGAUGAAGAGAUUGCUUGGAGCAAAGCUACACAAAAAGAGACUGAGAAAAGACAGCACCAAUUAAAAAACAUCAGAGACAUAGGAGAUUCCCUUGGAGCAAUCCUUGGUGAAAAUGGGAGUCUUGUAGAUGACAAGGUUAGCCUUCUUAAUAGCAACUGGGUAGCUGUGAUAUCAAGAGCAGAAGAGUGGCUCCACCUGUUGUUGGAAUAUCAAAAACAAAUGGAAAUUUUUGACCAAGGUGUUGCUAACACCACAGCUUGGAUGUACCGUGCUGAAAUACUGUUAGAUGAAGCAGAAAAGCAGAAGGUUCAGCAGAGGGAAGACACUUUUAAGCACUUAAAAGCUGAGCUGAAUGAUAUGCAGCCAAAGAUGGAUUCUGUACGUGAACAAGCUGUUGAGCUGAUGACAAGCCGCGGUGAGCACUGCAGAAAAAUGAUCCAACCUAAGCUCUCUGAACUUGAUCAACGAUUCUUAGACAUAUCCCAAAGAAUUAAAAGUGGAAAGACGGUGGUGGCUUCAAAGGAACUGGAGCAAUUUCACUCUGAUAUACAGAAAUUGCUUGAACCACUGGAGGCUGAAAUUCAGCUGGGAGUGAAUCUUAUAGAAGAAGACUUCAAUAAAGAUAUGAGCGAAGAUAAUGAGGGGCCAGUGAAGGAAUUGCUGCAAAGAGGAAAUAGUCUUCAACUAAAAAUCAUCGAUGAUAAAAAGCGAGAAGAAAUUAAAUUAAAACAACAGCUGUUGCAGUCAAAACAUAAUACUCUCAAGGUUUUGAGAUCACAAAGAAGAAAUAAGGCUUCCGAGAUCUCCCAUCAGUGGUACCAAUACAAGAGGCAGUCAGAUGACCUAUUGAAAUGUCUCAAUGAUAUUGAGAAAAAAAUAGCCAGUCUUCCAGAUCCCAAAGAUGAACAGAAACUAAAGGAGAUUGAUGAAGAUUUGGAGAAGAAGAAAGAAGAACUGAAUGCAGUACACAGGCAAGCUGAAAGUUUGUCUAAGGAAGGGGCAGCCAAAGCAGUAGAGCCAACUCUGAUCCAGCUCAACAAACGCUGGCGAGAAAUUGAGAGCAAAUUUGCUCCGUUCAGAAGACUGCACUAUGCACAAAUUCAAACUAUUCGUGAAGAAAGCACCAGAUCAAUGCCUGAAGAAAUAAAAGUGAAAACCCCCUAUGUGCCUUCAACAUACUUAGUGGAGAUUGCUCGCCUAUUGCAAUCUAUAGCCGAGGUGGAACUUCUUCUCAGGUCUCCGUGUCUUAAUAGGAAGGACUGUGAAGAAUUGGCCAAACAAGAGGAGUGUCUCAAGAAUGCAGCAGAAAGCCUGGGGAGGCUAUCAAGUCAGAUUGAGAUCACAGAAAGCAAGAAGAAAGCAGUCUUGCAAUGUGCUACAGCAAGGGAAAAUGAAAAGAUUCAAGAAAAGCUAUCUGAGCUUAACUUUCAAUGGGAAAAGGUUAGCAAGUUGUUUCAAGAAAGAAAGAUACGGUAUGACAGAUCUGUGGAAAAGUGGAUGAAUUUGCAAGAAGAUGUGAAUAACUUCAAUCAGUGGCUCAGUGGAGCAGAGCACAUUCUAGCGGAGAUACAAAGCGAUGGAAGAGAUGUAGAAAAGGACAAAUACCGGCAGCAGAUGAAGGAACUUGAAGAUGGCACAGAGCACCAGCAAGCUGUUGUACAUUCACUGAAUGUAUCAGGAGGAGAGAUUAUCGAGCAGUCCUCAUCUGCUGAUGCUUCUCAUAUUAAGGAUAAUUUGGAUAACUUGAAUUCUCGCUGGCAUAUUGUCAACAGAAAGCUAAAUGAAAGAAGAAGGAGGUUAGAGGAAGAAAAGAAAAAGUUAUAUGGAUUGCAAGAAGACCUGAAUAAAUUCAGCAUUUGGUUAGAUGAUGCGGAGGAGGUUGCUAAUGCACCUCCAGAGCCUGGAAAUGAGCAGCAAUUAAAUGACUUACUGGAAGAAGUAAAGUUUAGGGUGAAUGAACUUCUACCACGUAAAGAGAUCUUGAAGCAGUUGAAUGAAACUGGUGGAACUGCCUUAGGAAGCUCAACAGUAGCCCCAGAAGAAAAGCGUAAAAUUGAAAGUGGCCUCAAAGAGGCAAACCAGCGCUGGAUAAAGGUUUCUAAGGAUCUCCAUGAUAAAGAGAAAGACAUUGUAGAUCAGUUGAAGAAUGUAUCCUUGUUUGAGCUCCAGUUAAAUCAGUUGACAUUGUGGGUAUCUUCAGUAAAAGACCAACUUCAAUUCUAUAAUCAAGUAGGAAGACCAGCAGUGCUUGACAUCAAGGAAACAGAGGAAACUAUAGAAGCCAAACAACCACAUGUGGAAGGGAUUUUAACUAAGGGACAUCAACUGUAUGCCCAGCAAUCAGCAGCACACCCAACAAAGAAAAAGUUAGAAGAUUUAAACACUGAGUGGAAUACGGUAAAUCUGUUACUCAGAGAGUUGAAAAGAAAACCUGCAGUAGCAACACCUGGUGUUGGCCAAACUGUCUCUGUAGUAACUCAAACUCUAGUAACAAAGGGAGCUACUGUACCUGAAGCAGAUAUGCCAUCUUCACUUCUUCUGGAAGUGCCAGCACUGGCAGACUUCAACAAGAUGUGUGCUGAUUUAACAGACUGGCUAACCUUGCUUGAUCGCGUGAUAAAGGCUCAGAUUGUGACAGUAGGAGAUGUAGAUGAAAUCAAUGAUAUGAUCAUUAAACAAAAGGUAACACUGCAGGAUUUAGAGCAAAGGAGACCCCAUCUAGAAGAGCUUGUAACAGCAGCGCAGAAUCUGAAAAACAAGACAAGCAAUCCAGAGGCCAGGGCCGUAAUUACAGACCGCAUUGACAAAAUACAAAGUCAUUGGGAGGAGGUGCAAUGUCGUCUACAGAACAGAAGACAGCAGCUACAAGAAAUGCUAAAGGACUCCAACCAGUGGUUAGAAGCUCGGCAUGAGGCAGACCAAGUUUUAGAGAAAGCAAAAGGAAGGAUUGAGUCCUGGAAGGAGAUAUCUUACACCGUGGAAGCACUGAAAAAGCAGAAUGCAGAUCUUAAGCAAUUUUCCAAGGAAUUACGUCAGUGGCAGAUAAAUGUGGAUGUGGCAAAUGACUUGGCCCUUAAGCUCCUUCGUGACUAUUCGGCAGAUGACACCAGAAAAGUGGAAAUGAUGAGAGAUAAUAUUAAUACUUCCUGGACAAGAAUAAAUAAGAGGGUCAGUGAUCGCGAUGCUGCGCUGGAAGCAGCACUUCGACUACUGCAGCAGUUCUACCUGGACUUAGAAAAGUUCCUUGCCUGGAUGACAGAAGCUGAAACAACGGCCAACGUUCUUCAGGAUGCUACCCAUAAAGACGGAGUGUUAGAGGAUGCACGAGGCCUUAGAGAACUGAUGAACCAGUGGCAGGAAUUACAAGCAGAAAUUGAUGGUCACACAGAAGUGUUUCACUCAUUGGAUGAAAAUGGGCAGAAAAUGCUCAGAUCUCUGGAAGGAUCUGAAGAUGGUUCCUUGUUACAAAGACGACUUGAUAACAUGAAUAUCAGAUGGAAUGAGCUCAGGAAAAAGUCCCUUAACAUCAGGUCUCAUUUAGAAGCCAGCAAAGAACACUGGAAACGAUUCCAUAUCUCUCUGCAGGAACUUCUUGCAUGGCUGCAGCUAAAAAGUGAAGAACUAAAACAACAGGCACCUGUUGGCGGUGAUGUCUCCAAAGUGCAAAAACAAAAUGAGACACAUCGGGCUUUCAAGAGGGAGCUAAAAGCAAAAGAACCUGUUAUUAUGAGUGCACUUGAUACUGUGAAAAUAUUCUUAGCCAAUCAGCCUUUUGAGGGUCUGGAGAAGCUGUACCAGGAGCCACAAGAACCACACACAGAGGAACAGACUAAAAAUGUUAGCAGGAUUCUGCAAAAACAAGUGGACGAGGUAAAAACAGAGUGGGACAAGUUGAACCAACACUCUACAGAAUGGCAGAACAAAUUAGAUGAAGCACUUGAAAGACUUCAGGAGCUCCAGGAAGCAAUGGAUGAACUAGAUCAUAAACUGCAUCAAGCAGAAAUCAUGAAGGGCUCCUGGCAACCAGUAGGAGAUUUGUUAAUUGAUUCUCUUCAAGAUCACAUAGGAAAAGUCAAGACUUUCCGAGAAGAAAUAGCCCCAAUAAAAAAGAAUGUGAACCAAGUCAACGAUCUUGCACACCAGCUCUCACCUGACAUACAGCUGUCUACUUAUAAUUACAGUCGUUUAGAGGAUUUGAAUAGAAGAUGGAAACUCCUACAGGUUUCUAUUGAUGAACGCAUCAGGCAGUUGCAUGAAGCCCACAGGGAUUUUGGCCCCACAUCCCAGCAUUUUCUUUCCACUUCUGUCCAGGGUCCCUGGGAGAGGGCAAUCUCACCAAAUAAAGUGCCCUACUACAUCAAUCAUGAUACCCAAACAACAUGCUGGGACCAUCCCAAAAUGACAGAGCUCUACCAAUCUUUAGCUGAUUUGAACAACGUUAGAUUUUCAGCUUACAGAACUGCCAUGAAGCUGCGGAGACUGCAGAAGGCCUUGUGCUUGGAUUUGCUGGGCCUGACAUCUGCCUGUGAAGCCUUGGACCAGCACAACCUCAAGCAGAAUGAUCAGCUUAUGGACAUCCUGCAGAUUAUUAAUUGCUUAACCACAAUUUAUGAUCGACUGGAGCAAGAGCACAACAACUUGGUGAACGUCCCUCUCUGCGUUGACAUGUGCCUCAACUGGCUGCUGAAUGUUUAUGACACGGGUCGAACAGGAAGGAUUCGAGUACUGUCCUUUAAAACUGGAGUUAUUUCCCUGUGUAAAGCACAUUUGGAAGAUAAGUACAGAUACCUUUUCAAACAGGUAGCAAGCUCUGCUGGUUUCUGUGAUCAGAGAAGGCUGGGCCUUCUUCUACACGAUGCCAUUCAGAUCCCACGGCAGCUUGGUGAGGUGGCCUCUUUUGGUGGCAGUAAUAUAGAACCCAGUGUACGGAGCUGCUUUCAGUAUGCUAACAAUAAGCCAGAAAUUGAAGCUGCUCUAUUUCUGGACUGGAUGAGGUUGGAACCACAGUCAAUGGUUUGGCUACCGGUGCUUCAUAGAGUAGCUGCUGCAGAGACUGCCAAACACCAAGCCAAGUGUAACAUCUGCAAGGAGUGUCCAAUUAUUGGUUUCCGAUACAGGAGUUUAAAGCACUUUAACUAUGACAUCUGCCAAAGCUGCUUCUUUUCUGGCCGCGUUGCUAAAGGCCACAAAAUGCACUAUCCAAUGGUGGAAUAUUGUACUCCUACUACAUCUGGAGAAGAUGUUCGUGACUUUGCCAAGGUCUUGAAGAACAAAUUCAGGACAAAAAGAUAUUUUGCUAAACAUCCAAGGAUGGGCUACUUACCUGUUCAAACUGUUCUUGAAGGAGACAACAUGGAAACUCCUGUUACACUGAUCAACUUCUGGCCAGUAGAUUCUGCCCCUGCCUCAUCACCUCAGCUUUCACACGAUGAUACUCACUCACGAAUUGAACAUUAUGCUAGCAGGCUAGCAGAAAUGGAAAACACCAAUGGAUCCUACCUAAAUGAUAGCAUCUCUCCUAACGAAAGCAUAGAUGAUGAACAUUUGUUAAUCCAGCACUACUGCCAAAGCUUAAACCAGGAGUCACCCCUGAGCCAGCCCCGUAGCCCUGCCCAGAUUCUGAUCUCUUUGGAGAGCGAAGAGCGAGGGGAGCUUGAGAGGAUCCUUGCCGACUUAGAGGAAGAAAACAGGAAUUUGCAGUCAGAAUAUGAUCGACUGAAGGAACAGCAUGACCACAAGGGAUUGUCUCCCUUGCCAUCCCCUCCUGAAAUGAUGCCGGCCUCCCCGCAGAGUCCACGGGAUGCUGAGCUCAUUGCAGAAGCCAAGUUACUGCGCCAGCACAAGGGACGCCUGGAAGCCAGGAUGCAAAUUUUGGAGGAUCACAACAAACAACUGGAGUCCCAGCUGCACAGAUUGAGACAACUCCUAGAGCAGCCGCAAGCGGAGGCAAAGGUCAAUGGUACUACAUUUUCUUCCCCUACUUCCUCACUACAGAGAUCAGAGAGCAGUCAGCCAAUGUUGCUUCGUGUAGUUGGCAGUCAGACAACUGAUACUAUGGGUGAGGAUGAUCUUUUAAGUCCUCCUCAUGAUACAAGCACAGGACUAGAAGAAGUAAUGGAACAGCUUAAUAAUUCUUUUCCAACAGCACGAGGAAACAAUGUAGGCAACCUUUUUCACAUGGCUGAUGACUUGGGGAGAGCGAUGGAAACCUUAGUAACCGUUAUGACUGAUGAUGAUGUGUUAGAAUAACGAUUUCAAACACAACGCAUGUGUUUUUAUAUACUCUUCAUACAACAAAAAGGGGAUUAGACUGUAAGAGUUUACAAGAUAAAAAAAUCUAUAUUUUUGUGAAGGGUAGUGGUACUAUACUGUAGAUUUCAGUUUCUUAAGUCUGUUAUUGUUUUGGUAACAAUGGCAGGUUUUAAAUGUCUAUGCAAUUGUACAAAACUAAUAAGAAAACUACAUGUAAAAUCUUAAUAGGUUAAAAAGAAAAAAAAAACUUGCCAUUUCUUUUUCUGAAAGGCAAUUUUGGGUUGUUUAAAAAAUUUAUAUCAGUUAUAAAGACAGAUUGUAAACUAAAUUGUGCUUUAUAAAAUAACUUGUUUAUUAAAAAAAAAACAUUUGAGAAAAAAAACAAAAAACAAAGGCAGUGCAUUGACUUUAGAUCACAUUGGCUCUGUAACUGUAGAAUAAUAUUCAUGUUUAGUGUGUUCCGUUGUUACUUACCAGUGAGUACUCAUUUUAGCACCAACCAACCUACAGAUAAUUACAUCUACAAUUUUCAGCAUUUUUGGACUCCAUGCUUCAUAACAACAAGAUAGAAGAAAGAAUCCUGGAUCAUAUAAAUUUACAUUCAUCUGCAGUUCUACUUGAUUUGUGUUUUUUUAUGUAAAUUAUUGCUUUGCUCUAAAACAUUGUAUUUGUCUUGGUCCCACACAUCUCUCAUGUACUUCUUAACAAUGGAAAUACUAAAGAAAACUUUGAUUUUGGACUUGAAGGAAACUGCCAUUAGUACUGAAUACUGUACAAAAUACUAUUAGAUCCUGUCCUUUAGAUACAUUUUACAAAUGCUAAUUAUUCUAAGAAUAUGGUGUUAUAAUUUAUCCAGCUUUUUUUUUUUUUUUAAACAUAAUUUAAAAAAAAUAAUAAUUUAUACUGCUUUUGAAAAUGUAAGCAGAUAAGAGUCACUGUGGUCAAAUAUGCUGACACAUCGUUUUACCUAAAGGGACAUUUUAGAUUAAAAAUAAAAUGCUAUAUUUUGUUACUUAAAAAAAAAAGGAAAAUUAUUCAAAAUCACUCUGUUUAGUCCCUGUAUUUUGAAUUGUGUAUCCAGUCCUCUCACCUGCUCCUCUGAAGUGGCAAUGCAGUGUGUCCUUUCAAAGGCAUUUAACACUUAGUGUAGAAUGGGGUUUUGUUUAAAAAUAGAAGACACUAAAAAAUGGGGGGGUUUUUUAUUUUAUUUUUUUUUGUUUUGUUUACACUGUGCCACCUUGAUAAACCUUAUUCUAUUUCUCUUUGAUACCUGUUUUUGACAUUUAGAGUUAGACCCUAUCUACACAAUAUUGAACUGAGUUUUAUUGAUAUUAUUAUGCACAGAGGUAGCAGACCUAUGCUAUGGGUCACUCCCAUAUUGUUUUUUUCCCCAUAGUCCUUGUUGUUUUAUCUGUGUAUAUAUACAUCUGGUAUAAGUUUUAUCUCAAUUCAGUGCUACUGGCAUUGUCUUGGAUGAGCAUAAAAAACAAAGAGGAAGAAAAUGUCAAUAAAAUAAUACAUGCUAAAAUGUACAAAUGUUACUUUAGUGAUAAAAUAUGUAACGCACCAGUACUAGAGAAUUAGAGUUUUUACAUUUUUAUUCUAAUCUCAUAUAACCAAAUAGGACGUUUAAAUCCCAUAAUAUAUUAUCCUCCUCAUUUGAUUGUAGUAAUGAAUUACCAUUAACAAGUACAAAUAGAGAUUUCUUCCUAUUCAAGUUACAGAGCUCUCAAAGCCUCAAUGGUAAUACUUUUUUAAACCUUUUCUUGAAUUUAUAAAACCACUGGACCAAAAAUACAUUCAAUGCCUCAAUUGUUAACCUUGGUGAUUAAGGAAAUAUUGAAAUCAAAAAGGCAUUCAUUUUACAUAGCCUACUUCUUUUUUUUUCAAUAUUUCGCUUAUCACAAUAUUUGCAAACUUUAAUUUUAGUCUCAAAAUGUAUCAUUUUUGAGAAACACUAAACCUGAAAACAAAUAGUGGUUUCUCAAUAAAGCCAUUCAUUUUCUAGUACUGGUGCUUUAGCUAUUUAGCUCAAAACACUUUACAUGCAUUAGAUUCACCUGUAUUGUGCAUAGGUUUUAACAAUGAUAGUGAUAACCCUGAAGAAUGUGUCUUCUUCCAUUGCUAUUCAGAGCACAUUUUAAUGGCUUGAUCCACAUAAUUCAUAGAUGUUAAUUUCAAUAAAAUGAUUCUUGUGUUUAGCUUCUGUGCAGGCUAAAGUAAGGGGCCGUAUAUGAAGAGCAGCAUGCCUGCACACACUUUGUUGAUAUCUGUGAUCUUUGCUUGCAAUGUAAGCCUUUUACAGUGGGUAACACAUACAGAAGUGUGUAGUGCUCACUGUAGUGAGUCUGCCAGCAUGCUGUUCUUUAUGUGUUUAAGUGCUACUGCCUGUACAAAUGAGAUUUUUUGUUUUCACCUAUACUGUAUUUAUCCCAAGCUUGGUAUACUUUUAAGACUUGUAAACUAUGAACUGGACCCAAUUUUUAUGGAUCCAAAUACUGAAACUACUUCUCUUAGUACAUUAAACAAUUCAGUCCAAUAAA
This is a messenger RNA of Bombina bombina (fire-bellied toad), 13835 nucleotides long. RefSeq names its product dystrophin (gene DMD). Gene Ontology annotation, cellular component: plasma membrane. The transcript is spliced from 78 exons. Gene Ontology annotation, biological process: synaptic signaling. Gene Ontology annotation, molecular function: zinc ion binding; protein binding. Lineage: Eukaryota; Metazoa; Chordata; Amphibia; Anura; Bombinatoridae. The record is from RefSeq and is a predicted model, not a curated record. The coding region runs from base 166 to 11289 and encodes 3707 amino acids.